This is a messenger RNA of Candidozyma auris, 4023 nucleotides long. Its product is annotated as cleavage/polyadenylation factor CFT1. Gene Ontology annotation, cellular component: mRNA cleavage and polyadenylation specificity factor complex; nucleus. The record is from RefSeq and is a predicted model, not a curated record. Bases 1 to 4023 code for a protein of 1340 amino acids. Gene Ontology annotation, molecular function: nucleic acid binding; protein binding. The transcript has a single exon. Lineage: Eukaryota; Fungi; Ascomycota; Pichiomycetes; Serinales; Metschnikowiaceae.
AUGAAUGCCUAUGAUGUUUUUAUAGAGCCGACAACUGUCACAUGCUGCCUUGGGUGUAACUUCAUCAGCUCAACUCGUAAGCAUCUCGUUGUUGCUAAGACCUCGCUUCUACAAAUUUUCGAGGUGAUCGAUUCUUCCAAACAAGAUGGUGACUCAAGACAUUACUCACUUAAAUUGGUUGUGCAAAAUAAACUUCAGGGGAAGAUAACUGACAUCCAAGCCAUACGUACAAUUGAAUGUCCACAACUUGAUUAUUUGUUGAUUUCUACAGAAAAGGCAAAGAUUUCUUGUAUCAAAUGGGAUAGCACGAGACAUGCCAUACAGACAGUGUCAUUGCACUACUAUGAGCAUGUUCUUGAGAAUGCAAUGUUUGACGAAUUGACUAGGUCGCAACUCAUUGUUGACCCAAAUUCCAAAACAUUGGCGUGUCUACGCCACGAGAAUCUACUUGUCUUCUUACCAUUUCAUUCAUUGAACGAAGAGGACGACGAAGAAGAAAGACAAGAUAUGACACAGCUGAAUGGAGGCGAAAACGAGCAUGAUGGAAGGCUGGUAUCGGAUAUCGCUGCCAAAAUUGCAAAUAGCAAUUCUCUCUUUGAAGAAAGCUUGGUACUUGAAGUAAAGUCUUUGGAUAACAGUAUUGCAGAAAUUAUUGAUUUGCAAUUUUUACACAAUUAUAGAAAACCAACCAUUGCGGUGUUGUCACAACAAAAAAGAACCUGGGCGGGUCUUCUCCCUUGCACCAAAGACAACGUUCAAUUUUCUGUUCUUUCGUUAAAUUUAGCAUCGAGAUCUGCUACAACUAUUCUAAAGCUUGAAAACCUUCCAUAUGAUUUGGAUAGAGUCUGCCCUGUACCAGGUCCUGUGAAUGGUAGUCUCUUAGUCGGUUGUAACGACAUUAUUCAUGUUGAUGGUGGUGGCAUUUCUCGCCGUCUUUCCCUUAACCUGUACUCCAUUGACACAUGCGAAUCAUCCCGUGGCUACACUGACCAGCUGCAAUUAGAAUUGAAAUUGGAGAACUGCACUUUUGCUAAGUUACCUGACCAGUCCAAACUACUUUUGGUCUUGAGAGACGGCCAAAAGAAGUGUAUUUCUUUCGAAAUGGAUGGUAAGACCAUAAAAAAAAUGAACAUAGAAGAACUCGAUUAUGAGAACCUUUCUCAAUUCACUCUCAAAGCGCCGAGUGGAGCAGCGUUACUUGAUGAUAACUUGUUGUUUAUUUCAAGUCGAACUGAUGACGCUGUUUUAGUGGAGUUCGCCGGUAAACUUCAAGCUCAUGCCGACCAAAAAGAGGUUGUGGAAUCAAAACAAAAUGAUGAUGAUGACAACCUCUACGAAGAUGCUGACUUGACAGUAUCAAAAAAUGGUUCUUAUAGGCAAACUAUGGAGGUCAUCAUCCACGAUAAAGUAGUCAAUAAUGGACCAGUCUCCUCUUUCACAAUUGGUCACUAUUCAAGAGAGAGAUAUAUAACAAAUCUUCCUAAUCCAGACUAUGACCUGAAGUCAAUAUUUGCCGCAGGUGGUUAUGGCGAUACUGGGCACAUUAACAUAGUGACACCAACAGUGCAACCCACAAUCAGAACCUCACUCACAUUUUCCCAACUAAAUCGACUCUGGACUUUAAGCAAUAAGUAUCUUGUAACGUCGGAUGAUCCUCACAACAAGUCAGAAUUGUUUGAUAUAACAAGGUCCUAUAGCAGGCUUCCUGCUAAACAAUUCAUUCACAAUGAACUAACCGUGGCUAUGCAUGAGCUAAAUAAUGGCGAAUUCAUAUUGCAAGUGACACCAAAGCAUGUGAUACUCUUCAAUAACAAAUUCAAGAAAGUCAUGACUCUCGACGAAGAUUUGAAAGAAUUCUCCGGUGUGGAUAUCAUCACAAGUGUGUUCAAUGAUGGCUUUCUUAUGUUAUUUUUCUCUACAGGUGAAUUGAUGAUAUACACCAUCAAUACGUAUGGUAAGUCUUUCACAAGAAUUCCUUUGCCCAAACUCCUUAAUGACUCUCUCAUAACCACUGGCUACAUUACUGACUCAAGACUACUUAAUGCGGUCACCAAAGACAUCACAUUGCUCACAAAUCGAGGACAGAAAAGAAAAAGAUACGAGGAUGGUAGCAUAUCCACACAAUCAAACCGUCGAGAGAUUGAGAACAAGUCCAAGAUUUUCAUAGUUGUCACUGGUGAUAACAGAAUUGUUGCUUUCAAUAGGUUUCACAACGAAAAAUGUUUUCAGCUCAACUCUGCAGACAAGUUCACAGACGUUCUUACCUUGGCCUUUUUUGACAUAAAUGCUGGAGAACCCGAUCCUGUCAUAAAGCAAGUCAUUCUUAAUGAUCUUGGUGAAGGCGUUUGCAAAGAUGAGUAUUUGACAAUACUAACUGUCGGUGGUGAGAUCUAUGUCUACAAAAUGUUCUUCGAUGGUGAAAACUACAAGUUUAUAAAGGAAAACGACACUCCUAUCACAGGCGCUCCCUUCAAUGCGUUCGCAGAAGGAACUUCGAUAGAAAGAAGGAUGGUUUACUUUUCAAAUGUGAGUGGUUUCACCUGCAUUCUAGUGACAGGUAUCAUCCCGUAUUUUAUUGUGAAGGCGAAUCAAUCAGUUGUGAGGAUAUUUAAAUUCUCAAAAAUUCCUGUUGUUUCAUUCGUUCCAUUCAGUGAUGACAAGCUACAGAAUGCUCUAAUUUAUUUGGACACAAAGAAAAAUGCUCGAAUUGUUGAGAUACCUUUGAACUUCAAUUACGACAACAGGCUACCAAUGAGAAGAGUUACACUCGGAGAGACCGUGAAGUCUAUUACGUAUCAUGAAGGGUCGCACACAUUCGUCUUGUCUACGUUACGAGAGAUUCCGUAUGAUUGUGUCGAUUUUGAAGGAAAUCCAAUCGUUGGAUUGAAGCCUGAAAAGCCACGCGAAAUAUCUUACACAGGGCUGAUUAAGCUAAUGUCCCCCAUGAAUUGGAGCAUAAUUGACUCCAUAGACUUGAGUGAAAACGAAGUUGGUUUGCAUAUCAAAAGUGUUCCAUUGGAUGUUGGAAGCUCUGCUAAAAGGUUUAAGAAUAGGAAGGAAUUCAUCUUGGUAGGGAGUGGAAAGUACACCACUGAAGAUCUUGCGGCUAACGGAGCUUUCAAACUUCUUGAGAUCAUCGACAUUAUUCCUGAGCCAGGAAGGCCAGAAACCAAUCACAAGUUCAAAGAAUUCACUCAUCAAGAUAUUCGCGGAGCUGUUACUUCGUUGUGCGAUGUGACAGGUCGCUUUCUUAUAGCACAGGGUCAAAAAAUCAUUGUUCGAGAUAUUAAAGAUAACACUGCUGUGCCAGUUGCCUUCUUUGACACAUCUGUCUACGUGACGGAAGCGAAGUCUUUCGGAAAUUUUGUACUUCUAGGUGACACGCUCAAGAGUGUUUGGCUAGCAGGUUUCGAUGCUGAACCAUUUAGAAUGUUGAUGCUAGGCAAGGACUUGCACGGCUUUGACGUUUCUUGUGCAGAUUUUCUUGUUAAAGACGAAAGCUUAUACAUUGUCGUUGCUGAUAGUAAAGGAAUCUUGAACAUUCUUCAAUAUAAUCCAGAAGACCCUAGUUCGUUAAAUGGACAAAGACUUCUUCAUAAGGCUUCUUUCAAUACCAACUAUACCCCUUCGUGCAUGAAAAGCAUUCCAAAAUUCGAACAGUUUAAUCAGACGUCAUUAUUUGAUCAACAGCCCUUUCAAGCAAUGGCAUCUUCUAUUGAAGGUGCUUUCUACGUCGUCUUUCCGGUCGAUGAAUUAGUCUACAGAAGGUUAUACAUUCUUCAACAGCAGUUGAUAGACAAGGAAUACCAUCCCUGUGGACUCAAUCCCAAAAUGAAUCGGAUAGGCGUCAGCAACAUUUUAGAAGGGGCUCAACGACCUGUGCUAGAUUGUGAACUAUUGAGACGUUACGCGAAGUUGAACGAUGAUAGAAAGCAUAUUCUCGCGCAGAAGAUUGGUUCUAGCGCUCAAAGCGAUCUUUGGAAAGACUUAAUUGAGAUGGAGAACGUAUUAAACGAUUUAUAG